GUUUACCUGCUAAUCUCCACACUUGUGCUCAGUGUGAUGGAGGCCACGCCCAUUGUAAGCGAAGGGGGCGUGGAUGAAGUGGUGCGAAAGACGCGACACAUUGGCGGUGGCAUCAUUGGAGGCGCUGGCAUUGUUGGAGGUGGUUUUGGCGGUGGUUACCUCGGUGCACCGGCAGUACACACGGUUCCCGUGGUGUCCACGGUGCCCAUAAUAACCACAGUGCCUGUGGUGUCCACCAUUUCCACAGUGCAAACGAUUCCCAGCUAUGGUUAUGGAGAGCACUAUGGUGGAUACAAUGCUGGCUAUAAUGGAGGAUUUGGUGGUGGAGGAUUUGGAGGCGGAGGAUUUGGCGGUGGCGGCUUUGGCGGUGGCGGCUUUGGCGGUCGUAGCCUUGGCGGUGGCAGCUUUGUUGGCGGUGGCGUUGGCUUUGCCAAGAUAAAAGCUUUUGGCAUCGGUGGCUUUUUGGGUUGAAUAAAGUUUCAAGUGUAAACAAUCAAUAAAAAGAAAAAUUGGUUUGAGUUUGACUUACUCUCUACAUAUUUGUAUUGUACGAGCGAGUCAGUGCUGCCAGCUUAGCUUAUUUAAGGCUAUAUUUAGAUUUUAAAGAAAUGCAAUAAAACCAAAGUUAAGAAAAACCUAUGAACAGUAA
Drosophila innubila is the source of this 649-nucleotide messenger RNA. RefSeq names its product acanthoscurrin-1. Lineage: Eukaryota; Metazoa; Arthropoda; Insecta; Diptera; Drosophilidae. Bases 37 to 471 code for a protein of 144 amino acids. The transcript has a single exon. The record is from RefSeq and is a predicted model, not a curated record.